AUGGUGGAGCGUAUUGUCAAGGCGUCUCAUUUCUGUGUGCAGGAACAGGUCGACGAAGCCGGCUGGGGGACCGAAGUGCAUCAUCGCCUUCUGGAGGCGGCUCUGCGGCGGCCGGGUGCAGCCAUCAGAGACGAUAUGGUGAACUUUUUCCACAUACCGACUGCCGCCGUUCAUGGUGCCAGAGCAGGCUCACGAAUGGUCGAUUACUGUAUGCUUGUCGACUGCCCAGUCCUCAUUCCAGACGAACCCUCCCUAGACGAUGCCAUCAGGAGGACGCGAAACCUGUCGGGGCGCGACACGCUCAACCACACACCCUCCUUUGUCCUCCGUGACAAGCCCAUAUCCCUCAGCAUUGAGUGUAAGAAACGCGAUGGGGGGCUCGACAAUGCCGAUUUGCAAAUCAGCUCGUGGCAUGCCGCGCAGUGGAGAUACCUUUUGAUGCUGUGCAGGAAGACAGGGGCCGCCGAUGUCUCUGGUCUUCCGUUCCUGCCCGGGCUCGUAGUCUCGGGUGCGGAAUGGUACUUUGUGGCGACCACUCGCGCUGGCAAUAAGACGACUCUGUGGACCAGGCGGUGCAUCGGCGCAACCACCAAUGUCGUUGGCACGUACCAGAUCAUUAGGACCAUCCAGUACUUUUCGUGGUGGACGCAGACGGUGUACUGGCCGUGGUUUCAGGAAAAGGUGCUGGGUCUUGUGGAAGCUGAUGACGAGGGUUGA
Colletotrichum higginsianum IMI 349063 is the source of this 717-nucleotide messenger RNA. RefSeq lists its product as uncharacterized. The record is from RefSeq and is a predicted model, not a curated record. The transcript has 3 exons. The coding region runs from base 1 to 717 and encodes 238 amino acids. Lineage: Eukaryota; Fungi; Ascomycota; Sordariomycetes; Glomerellales; Glomerellaceae.